UUAUACUACUGCACAUUGCACCAACCCCGCCCUCCUAACACUAAGCUUUCCUAGUAAUCGGGCAAGAAGAAGAGAGAGAAACUCCAAUUUUCUCUCUCCUCAAUUUUCUCUCUCCUUUACUUGAAGCUUUUCAAUCUCACCUUCAAUGGCGGUCUCAGAAAACUCCAGAAAAUCUCUCCUUCCUAACUUCCUUUACUCCACUAAAGCUUUUUCAGGUCUCGAACAAGUUUCUGUCAACAACAUGACCUCAAACCCUAAUUUAUCGGAAAAUGUUGCACCAAAACUUACUAACUUCGUCAUUCCUUCACCUACUGAACCGUCGAAGAAGAUCGAGAUGUAUUCGCCGCAGUUUUAUGCUGCUUGUACUGUUGGUGGAAUUCUUAGUUGUGGACUUACUCAUAUGGCCGUCACUCCUCUUGACCUUGUCAAAUGUAAUAUGCAGAUUGACCCUGUCAAGUACAAGAGCAUUGGCUCUGGUUUUGGUAUUUUGCUCAAAGAGCAGGGAGCCAGGGGAUUUUUCAGGGGUUGGGUACCCACUCUUUUUGGUUACAGUGCUCAAGGUGCCUGCAAAUUUGGUUUCUAUGAAUUCUUUAAGAAGUACUAUUCCGAUCUUGCUGGCCCGGAGUUUGCUGCCAAAUACAAGACAUUGAUCUACCUUGCCGGUUCAGCAUCGGCUGAAGUGAUAGCAGAUAUUGCCCUUUGCCCCAUGGAGGCUGUGAAAGUCAGGGUGCAGACUCAACCUGGUUUUGCUAGAGGAUUGUCUGAUGGGUUACCCAAGUUUAUCAAGUCUGAUGGAGUUGGCGGGUUGUACAAGGGAUUGGGUCCACUUUGGGGUCGCCAGAUUCCAUACACAAUGAUGAAGUUUGCGUCAUUUGAGAUGGUUGUUGAGCAGAUCUAUAAGCAUGCCAUUCCAAUUCCCAAGAGUGAGUGCAGCAAGCCUAUGCAGCUUGGAGUGAGCUUUGCUGGUGGAUAUAUUGCUGGUGUUUUCUGUGCUAUUGUAUCUCAUCCUGCUGACAACCUAGUGUCGUUCCUCAAUAAUGCCAAGGGAGCUACCGUUGGUGAUGCUGUGAAGAAAAUGGGACUGUUGGGUCUUUGCACUCGUGGUCUUCCACUUCGUAUUGUCAUGAUUGGUACCCUCACUGGAGCACAAUGGGGUAUCUAUGAUGCAUUCAAAGUUUUCGUUGGGCUGCCGACAACUGGUGGUGUAACUCCUCCCGCUGCUGCCGCGGAAAUUGCCCCUGCAAAAGUAUGAAGAUGUUGACGAACAGGAUAACCGGCUUUAGUGGCUUUAAUCGACCAGUUUUGGAGUGUUAAUAAUAAGCAGGUCCGCUGAUAUUUGCUCACUGGAUGGUGGGAAAUAAUUUUUUUUUGUUUUCUUAAAGGCCCUUUUCAUUCAUAUCUUAAACUUCUAGUAGCUCUGGGUAAUACUAUUGAGAAGGAUGGUUUUGUACUCAUCCAGUCAUCCUAUUGAUAACUCUUCAAGAGUAUUCAAAUUAGACGAUUUAUAGGCAAUGUUUUUGCCCCACUAGGAACUGGCAACAAGAAUUCGCUGAUUAUAUUGGGGAUUAUACUUUGGUUAAUUUUUUUACUAGAGCUUUUGUUGCUGUUUAAGGUAAAAGAUAACGUUUGUUAUUUUGCUUGUGAGAAGGCAUGAAAUUUUUUGCUUUUUGCCA
Molecule: messenger RNA, 1673 nt
Organism: Beta vulgaris subsp. vulgaris (sugar beet)
Lineage: Eukaryota; Viridiplantae; Streptophyta; Magnoliopsida; Caryophyllales; Amaranthaceae
Product: mitochondrial phosphate carrier protein 3, mitochondrial
Exons: 6
Coding region: 146-1252 (368 amino acids)
Biological process (GO): mitochondrial phosphate ion transmembrane transport
Cellular component (GO): mitochondrial inner membrane
Molecular function (GO): phosphate transmembrane transporter activity
Source: RefSeq, a predicted model, not a curated record